Molecule: messenger RNA, 3878 nt
Organism: Amphiprion ocellaris (clown anemonefish)
Lineage: Eukaryota; Metazoa; Chordata; Actinopteri; Pomacentridae
Product: 5-hydroxytryptamine receptor 3A-like
Exons: 10
Coding region: 923-2356 (477 amino acids)
Biological process (GO): nervous system process; regulation of membrane potential; chemical synaptic transmission
Cellular component (GO): membrane; synapse; neuron projection
Molecular function (GO): neurotransmitter receptor activity; extracellular ligand-gated monoatomic ion channel activity; transmembrane signaling receptor activity
Source: RefSeq, a predicted model, not a curated record
AAAUAACAUCUAUCCAUUCACCUAAUGUCUACCAGAUAUUCAGCUUUUAAAUGGAUUUCUUUAUUUUUUUACAGCGCUGUUGUGCCCUCAGUCAUUAUUCUUUGUUAUUUUCAUGCUGUCAUAAUGAACAGAGAAGUAAAGAACUUUAAACCCAUGUUGUUCAGUGUCAGAAAGUGUUGCUGAUUCAGUGACUAAACUGAGAAUUAAAGGUAAUUAUGUGUUAAAAGUGAUGUCCCUUCAGUUUUGGAGAAGCUUUUCAAUCACUGCGAGACAUCAGCAAAUCACUUCUACUGUUCUUUAUUCAUUUUUUGAGUCAUUUUAGUGUUUUUAGAUGCACUUUUACAUAUUUUGCACCUUUUAUCAGUUUUAUAAUACAUGCUUUGCUUUUUUACUGGCAUUUUAUCUGAUUUAUACGAGUUUAAUUCUCUAUUUGCAUUUUUAUGAAUUAGUAUAUUUAUCGCUCAUCUUACUUGCAUUUUAUCAGCUCUACAUAGGAACUCAUUCCCCUUCAUUGCAUCCAUCUGUUUAUGUUCGGGGUCAUUACUGUGUAUAUUGAAGGUGGCUGCUGCAAGUGUCACAUUUUCCUCCUAAAUAAUCUCAUUAGUCUGGAAAGCUCUUUGUGCUCAUGCAUGUGAAAGUGCCACAUCAAUAAAAUUAUUGUUAUUUAACAGUCAUUACAGCCCAUUUUUGUUUCCACCCCUCCAAACACUGUGACCUCUGUGGGAGGAACCGCUGUGUGCUGAUGGCUGUUAGACUAAUGAGGUUACGAAAAAACCCUCAGAGGAUCAACGAUUCAGUUUGCCCGGCCCUCUUCCAGCGUUAGAUAUUAUUACCACAACGGGCUCGGUGACAUUUCCAGACGUUGCUGAGAGGACGAGGACACACACCGACCACACAGACGUUGGAUUUUCAGGAGGAAGUUAUGAUGCUCGCUGGCCUCCUUGUUCUGCUUUUCUUCUCGAGUGUCUCUGCAGUGGAUGAAGUGUCCUCUGAGCAGAACUGCAGUUAUCAGGAUGUUUUAGAGCACUUAAACCUGACCAGAAGCAAUGAGCUGUACUCCAUGACCCGCCCUGUUAGGAACUACAGACGCCCCACACAUGUUUCUCUGGAAGUUCUGCUCUAUGCCAUCCUGGAUGUGGUUGAGAAAGACCAGAAAUUCAUUCCCUAUGUUUGGACUGCCAUGAGGUGGCACAACGAAUAUAUUUCCUGGGACCCAAAUCAGUUUUGUGGAAUUGACAAUGUUUCUCUUCCAACUGAGAUUCUGUGGAAACCAGAUCUCACUAUUGAGGAAAUGACAGAGAAGGACAAAGCUCCUCCGAGUCCUUACCUCAGCAUCAACAAUGAAGGUUAUGUGGAAGUCCAGAAUGACCAGGUGCUAGUGAGCACCUGCAGGAUGCAUGUUUACCUGUUCCCCUUCGACAUUCAGAGCUGCAGCCUCUCUUUCAAAUCGGUCAUACACACCGUGAAAGACAUUCGCCUCCAGCCAAGUGACAACUCUUCAGAGGCCACAGAGUGGUCUCGUGAAUUGAUGAGGACUCAGUACGAGUGGCUCUUCAUCAACUUGACAGUCACCACCAAACACGCCACUGAUUUAUUUGACCAAGAUGUCAUUGUUUACACUAUCACCAUGAAGAGAAGGUCGCUCCUCUACAUCGUCAACUUCUUGGUGCCUGUCCUCUUCUUCUUGUGUCUGGAUUUGAGCUCAUUCUUGAUAUCAGACAGCGGCGGUGAGAAACUCAGCUUCAAGGUCACCGUGCUGCUUGCCGUGACAGUAUUACAGCUUAUCCUCAAUGAAAUUCUGCCCGCGUCAUCCAACAGGAUCCCACUAAUAGCGGUCUACUGCAUUGGGAUCUUUGCUCUGAUGCUGCUCAGCCUCCUGGAAACAAUUGUUGUGAUGUAUCUGAUGGAGAAAGACUCUGUAUCCCAAAGCAAUGACACAGACAGAGAUCAAAGCCUGAGAGACGACUGUAACAAACACAGCAAAGCCAACUUCCACCGCUGUCAUGAAGAGGUGCAUAAAUGGACUCAGGCUGCAUGUAUCUAUGAAGCACCUGCUGAGGAAACUUCAUCUGAGUUGCUUUCUGCUGCUAUAGAGGUCAACAGCAACAAACUGACAGAAGAGCACCAAACCUUGGGGAGGCUUUCAGAUGCGCUGAGAGAGUUGGAGAAAACAUUAAAUCUGCUCCUUGAUAGCAAAAAGGACGACAAGGAGGAGCCCGGCUACUGGACCAGAGUGGCUAAAAGAGUCAACGGGGUUUUCUUGAUUUUCUACGUCACAGUGGUCAGUCUGUUUUUAGUUUUUAUCUUCGUAAAAUGGAACAGUGCCGAUGAUCAUUGUUGCAUAAAGAGAAAAUGAUUCAUAAGUUCUUAGUUAUGUCUUGCUGGUACCAUGUUUCUUAACCGGAAGAUCAUGACUGAGUCCCAGGAGAUUUGCGGGAAAGGGGCUAGAAUUACUUGCUACUAAAUAUAAUAAGUUGACGCAUACUGCAGACAAAUAACUAAAAUAUCUCGGUCUACUCGGCUGUCUGUGUUGGUCACUGUUUAUGCAAGCUAUUAACAUGCAAACAAACAACAGUUGUGUUACACUGAUUUCCUGGAAAUUUACCUGAAACAUAACUAUCCAACUUCCGUCCAACUCCUCUCUCACCUCCACACUGCUAGACAGUCACAGCAUGAGGUGGGUCUGAAUAUCAGACGGUGAAGUUACAGGUAUAAAUAAGGUGGAAUUCAUGGUUUGUCUGAACUGCAUGUUGGCUUUGUUGCUUAUAUCUUGCUUUGCUGGAAGAUGAAGCAUUGGUUUACCACAUCCUGGUUUUAGCAAAGCUAAUGUGGAAAAGUACACUUGGUUGUCCAAAUACAUUUAGGACAUCUUAAUAUCACAAUGGCUGAAGGGCUGUUGUUUGUUUAAUGCAGUGUAACAUAUGCAUAGUAUGAACACUCGUCUUUGUGGAAUCAUAGCACAAUAAUAUGAUUUCUAAACAUGACUGUCUGUACCUAGUACUAUUUUACAUGUAUUCUAAAAGAUGUUGUAGAUUUUUGCAAGAAACUUUUGAUGACCGAGCAAAUACAAUGCAAUGUAGUUAAUAUCUGCUUUUUGUAUUCAUUUCAAGAGUUCUUAUAAUCUGUUUUAUGUAUUGGCUUUGAUGUAUGUAUCAGAAUCUCCAAUAAAAAGUCACCUUUCUCCUAAAAAACACAUUCCUGUUUGGGUUGUCAACACCUUGCCAAGCUUCCACCACCCAUUUCAUAUAUAUGGGGCGGCAUGGCUCAGUGGGUAGAGUGGCCGUCUUGUAACUGGAGGGUUGCCUGUUGGAGUUAUGUGACAAUCGGCGUACGUUUGUCUGUGAAUCUGUCUGUCUGUGUGAAACAUUGCUAAAAACAGACUAAUGGAUUUGAAUGAAAUUUUCAGGGAGGGUCAGAAAUGACACAAGGACCCAGUGAUUAGAUUUUGGCAGUGAUGCGGCUUAUAGUCUGGAUUUGUUCAGGAUUUUCCAUUGGGAGAUACAGCUGCCGACACGGUGUCGCUGUAACCAUGACAACAAGUGAACACUGUGUCAGUUACCUGCUGAUGAUCACAUGGUUGCGAUCCUACUACAAAAUGACUGAUUUAGCAGUUGGAAAUUAUACAAGGAACAAAUGAUUAAACUGGGGGGUGUUUCUGAGUCCCAUCAAUUCCUGCCGUCCGCUACAUAUUUAGGUCACGUGAUGUAGCAAACCCCAGCCAGACAAUGGUGAAGCUCCUGGUGUUUCACAAAGCCUUUAUUAACAUUCAGCCAUCAGCCUUAUUUUGAACACCAAUUUACCUUUCUGUCCUUCACUUCUUUCUUCAGGAAACACCGUCAGAGCUGGUCUCCAUUCCAGCUGCUUCUAAGUUUAGACAC